This is a messenger RNA of Hordeum vulgare subsp. vulgare (domesticated barley), 1622 nucleotides long. RefSeq lists its product as uncharacterized. The transcript has a single exon. The coding region runs from base 1 to 1071 and encodes 356 amino acids. Gene Ontology annotation, molecular function: protein binding. Lineage: Eukaryota; Viridiplantae; Streptophyta; Magnoliopsida; Poales; Poaceae. The record is from RefSeq and is a predicted model, not a curated record.
AUGGCAAAACGUACGUUCGACGCGUGGGAGUUGCUUCAAAAUGUCACCCAACAAACUCUAGCUGCUCGAUGCGUAAGCAACGGGCAGGAUGUAAUCUUGUGUGGUGGUCGGUGGAUGGUAUAUCUGCCUGGAGUUGUCGGAAUUGCAGCAACAGCGGCUUCUCCCCAAAUCCUCCUCACUCCCGUGCCGUGCGUAGAUUCCGAAUCGGCGGCGGGAUGGCCGGCGGCGCGGUGCCGGCCGUCAUCGAGCACCAGCCCUCGUCCGCUGUCGCGGCCGCAUGGCGCCCGGGAAGUCUCCUCGCCGCCGAUCUCGGAGGAGCUCCUGCUGGACAUCUUCCGCCGCAUUCCGGACCCGGCCGACCUCGUCCUCACCUCCGCCGCCUGCGUCACAUUCCGCCGCCUCAUCACCGACCGCUCCUUCCUCCGGCACUACCGCGCCCGCAGGCUCCACGCCCCGCCCCUCCUCGGCUUCCUCCGGUACAGUGACAAUGCGUUCCACCCUGCGGCCCCGCCUUACCCCUCCGCGCCGGCGGCCAGGGCCGUCGCCCUCGCAGGCGACCUCUCCUUCUCCUUCGUCCCCGCCCCCGUCCCCGCUCACCGCUGGGUCGUCCGCGUCCUCCUUGAAGCAACCCCCCGGGAAGACAUCCGGGUUGUCUUCACAGAGUUGGCGGUGUGCGACCCGUUGCACCGGCGGUAUCUCCUGCUUCCCCCAAUCCCUGGUGACCUAGCAGCUACCGUCGAGUACCCACUCCUGCGAGCACGGCCGCAUUUCAGCCACACUUUCCUCGCCCCGGGAGGCGACGGCAACGAGGUAGCAACUGCUCAAGAGACGUCAUUCAGACUCAUCUGGAUGGUCCAGUGCGAAGCUAAGAUCGUAGCCUUGGUCUUCUCUUCCAGCACUGGGCAAUGGCGAGCCAUUUCAUCCCAGAGUUGGGCCAAUUUGUUAGUUGGCUUCGUAGCAUCAUCGACUUGGAGGGGAAGAGCACUCUUCUACGUACGGGCGACAAUGUACUGGCGACUACUUUUACUGGAUGCCAAAUAUUCAGUACGAUAUGAAAAUGCUGGUGCUUGACACACUGAGGAUGGAGUUCUCCAUUGCUGAACUCCCAGCUGAAGCCAGGAAUUCGUUAUCUGUUUGUAUAACUAUGCUGGAGACAGGAGAAGGCGGUCGUAGAAUGCUUGUCGGUACCUAUGACAUGACUUACAUCAAUCCUACCAUUUGGAGGAAAAAUGGUGGGAGCUCCAGCCAGUGGCAGAAGGAGAAGAUAUUCUCACUCUCACCGGGCUCUUGGGACAUGCUCAGAUGUUCAAUUGGGAAGUAUUUGCUCCUGGAUCACUUCAGAAGCUCGUCGCUCGAGAAAGGCUUAUACACAGUGGAUAAACAGCUUUUUUGGUCAAGCUAACGGAGAAGGAUUACAAGAUUGAAAUUAUGCCCAUCCUUGGAAACAUUCUUUCAUGGUAGGAGCCGGUUUGUCUCUUUUCAUUGACAUAAUGAGACAGAAAAGUCACCUUUCUUCAUCUGCACACCUAUACAUUUAUCUCAUUAUGUUGACUUCAGAUAAGAUAUCAGGAGCCAUAGCUUCUAUGGUUGCAAAUAAAAACCAAAGUAGUUGUUACCACUAA